AUGCCACCAUUACCGGUUAGUGCGGUAGCACUUCCGGGAGCCUUUAUAUCAGUCAUAAUAGAGGGAAAUCAAGAAAAAGAUCUUACAGAUUCAGUUAAAGAGCAGCAAAAUACGUUGCUUGCAACCUCUUCUGCUGACAAGGAAGCAGUUUUUUCGUGUAUUCAACGAAUUGAUGACAAAAUUCGAAGCGUGAAGACCGAAGCUUUACAAAUAAUUCUUGAUCAUAAAGAUGUUUUUGUUAAACUUUAUAAUGAUUCUGUUUCAUUGCGAUAUAGGAUUGAUACAUUAUUCACGGAGGUCGAUAAUGUUUCUCAAGAAGUAAAUCGUCCCGAGACUGGAAUGAAGCCAAAACUUAUUGAUGUGUUACAAGAGAAUAGGUCUGUAAUGCAGGAGGUUCAGAACACUAAAUCAGUGGUGGAAACUUUAGAAUACUUGAGUGAGAUACAAAAAUGUAUAAAGAGGUUUCACGAAUAUUUAGACCAAGGUCGAAUUGAGGAAGCUGCUGGCACUAUCACACAUAUGGAUAGCUUAUUAGAAUCUCCUCCUGUACCAACUGAGCGAAAAAUUCAAAUUUUUGAUAGGCUAAAGUUACAAUUAUCCAUUAUGAAAGAAUCAUUGGAUCAAACCCUUGAUGAUUUAUUAACACAAUCAAUUUCUUUCAAAAAAAUUGAUGAUGAGGGAUCUAAUCUCACUGUAUUAUCCUCCGUAGAAGGCAGAUUAAAAAAGAAUGUAAUGAAGUAUUUAAUCAUACCCUUAUUGAAGCAUCGCGACUCUUGGAAUGCUUCCAUAGAGGUUGAUGACAAUAUUACCGCUCGUUUGGUAAUUGGUCCAGACUUGAAUGAUAAGAGUACAAUUCAAGAUAGAGUAUUUACACCAUUGAUUACUAUAUUCAAAUUCAUUUAUACAUUCAUAUUUGGAGGUCUCGACCCUUCUACUAAAAAACUUGUAAUAUUACCACUUGCCACUCAAUAUUCAUCUACAUUUGGUAAAUUUAUCUCGCAUGACUUACGCGAUGUCGUUAUCGACGAAUACCUUUCACAUGUGAUUCCUACAGAGACAUUUGAAUUCAAAAGGUUUGAUGAGGUGGCAAAUGAUGUAAUAUGUUUUCAGGCCGAAAUGCGUAAAAUGGGAUUUAUGCGUGAGUCUCGAGGUGGAGAAGAGGAGGAGGAAAGAACUUUAGGUUCAUAUGUUGCGAAGGUUGAUGUUCAUUUUACAAUUAAAAAACGUGACAAGUUAUUAGAACUUGGACGUAACGUUAUGAUGGAUGUAAAUUUCGAGAGUGAAGAAAUCACGGAGGAACAGGAUUCAGAACAAAACGAUAAUGUACAAGAGACUUUGAAUAAUGUGCCAGUCAUUGAAUCUAGUAAAGUUGACGAAAUUAAUGAACAAAAAGAAGAUGGAAAUAAGGAUUUAUUUGCCAUUCAAAAUGAUAAUAAUAAUCCUAACGAUGGUUGGGAAGUCGAUUGGAAUGAGGGAUGGGAUGGAGAUGAUGAUUGGGAUAAAUCGAAUAAUUCACAAAACCAUAAUGAAAAUUUAAAUAGUAAAAAUAUAAUUAGUGAACAGGGAAUAAAGGAUAAGAAACUAGUUCGAUAUUCCAUUUCAAAUAAAGGAAAGGCACUAAUAGAUUUAGUAAUAAAAACUUUGGAUGAGAUUCGUAAUUUAAAUGCCAAAAGUGGGAUACGUCUUUAUCAAGCAACUCUCGACUUGUUUGAUUUAUAUCGUGCCGUAAUGCCAGUUUUCCAUCAUAACACAUUUAGUAAUGUACCUGCUUUAGCCAUGCUAUUUAGGAAUGAUUGUUUAUGGCUUGCGGAUCAACUUUUAGUUGCCCAAGACCAAUUCAAAGACGAUCAAUCAUCUCCAUCUAAUUCUGGAGAAACCGUCGACAUUAAAGGUAAAAUCUCAUAUAAUGAUACUAUUGAGAAAUUAAGGGAAUUAGGUAAAACAUGGUAUGAUAUUCAGAUGGAUAAGCAAAAAAGUAUUCUUAAAGAGAUUUUAGAUGAAAUGGGCGGAGUACAACAAAUUGCAAAUGAUGAAAGGUUUGAGGCAUGUCAAAGUGCAAUGAAUCAAAUUGUAUAUACUAUGAACCAUUUAUCAAAAAUUUGGAAAGAUAUUUUACGUCCAACGGAAUACUAUUCAUUAUUAGCGGAAGAAUCACAACAAUUAAAUUUAAUAUGUACAAUGUUAUUUCAAAUAGAAAAUUUUUUUAAUAGAAAAGAGAUAAAUUCGAUAGAAAAAUACAUAAAACACUGGACGAAAUUUCGUCAUAUGACAGACAUACUUGAUUUACCGCUCGCAGGGAUCAUGAGUAGAUUUUGUAAUGGUGAACUCGUAUGUUUUACUAUCGAUGAAUUGGAAGGACUUAUUUGUGCGUUAUUCUCUGAUACACCAUUAAGAGAAAAUACUUUGUCAGAGAUCAGAGAGGGACUUCCCGUUGGGAAAGAACAUUAUACGGAGAAAAGUUCAUUGUAUUAA
Funneliformis caledonium is the source of this 2472-nucleotide messenger RNA. NCBI's taxonomy places the organism in Eukaryota, Fungi, Glomeromycota, Glomeromycetes, Glomerales, Glomeraceae. The record is from the annotation of a GenBank genome assembly.